AUGGUCGAUGAAAUGGCUGAACUGUCUUCUGAUCGACAAAUGUCACGUGCAGCUCUGCUCCAGGCUCGAAAACGCGAUCGCUAUGGAUAUAAAUCUCAAAUACUUGAGACACUCAGGGAUGAAGACUGUAUCACUCCAAUGCAAGAUGUUGAAUUGAUCGCGGAAGGCCCAGCGGUGAAUUUGACAGUGACAGCAAGAAAUCAACUAGAUACAAUUGAAAGGAAUACUGUCAGACAAGCAGCUUCUAGCGUUCAAGCCUCGAGACUCAAAUCAGCAAGUACUAGAAAAACGGCAUCAUCAACUAUCAGGAACUCCAGACAACUUAUAAGACUGUAUCAACCCUGA
Paracoccidioides lutzii Pb01 is the source of this 345-nucleotide messenger RNA. RefSeq lists its product as hypothetical. The transcript is spliced from 2 exons. Bases 1 to 345 code for a protein of 114 amino acids. The record is from RefSeq and is a predicted model, not a curated record.